Molecule: messenger RNA, 348 nt
Organism: Molossus molossus (Pallas's mastiff bat)
Lineage: Eukaryota; Metazoa; Chordata; Mammalia; Chiroptera; Molossidae
Product: 60S ribosomal protein L21-like
Exons: 1
Coding region: 1-348 (115 amino acids)
Biological process (GO): translation
Cellular component (GO): ribosome; cytosolic large ribosomal subunit
Molecular function (GO): structural constituent of ribosome
Source: RefSeq, a predicted model, not a curated record
AUGGGCACUGUUCCAAAAAGAAUGCGCCACAAAUGUUCUCUUGGCAAAACUGGACAAGUCUACAGUGUUACCCAGCAUGUGGUGGACAUUGUUGUAAACAAACAAGUUAUGGGCAAGAUUCCUGCCAAGAGAAUUAAUGUACAUAUUGAGCAGAUUAAGCACUCUAACAGCCAUUAUAGUUUCCUGAAAUGUGUGAAGGAAACUGAUCAGAAAAAGAAGGAAGCCAAGGAGAAAGUUACUUGGGUUCACCUGAAUCAGCCUGCUCCACCCAGAGAAGCUCACUUUGUGAGAACCAGUGGAAAGCAGCCUGAGCUGCUGGAACCCAUUCCCUAUGAAUUCAUGGCCUGA